AUGCUUUUAAUUCCAUAGAGGUGCAUUUCAUAAUUUAUUCUAAAUUUGGAUGAUUUCAUAUUAUAUAUUAUUAAGAUAAUAUUUAAUUUUAUAUUAAAAUGUCUAAAGAGGGCAGUGCUUUAUGGUCACCUUUCAAAACAACUAAGGAGUUUAUUGAAAAAGAUUAAAAGAUUACAAAAGGAUUCAUAUAAGGGGCAUUGUUUGCAGUUGUAGGCUAUGGAGUAGGAUUCUUGUUAUUCAAAGGUAAGACACUGAGAGGCUUUAGUGCUGGUA
This is a messenger RNA of Paramecium octaurelia, 273 nucleotides long. The record is from the annotation of a GenBank genome assembly. NCBI's taxonomy places the organism in Eukaryota, Ciliophora, Oligohymenophorea, Peniculida, Parameciidae.